Messenger RNA from Closterium sp. NIES-67, 1714 nucleotides. The record is from the annotation of a GenBank genome assembly. NCBI's taxonomy places the organism in Eukaryota, Viridiplantae, Streptophyta, Zygnematophyceae, Desmidiales, Closteriaceae.
AUGGAUACUUCACACGAAUGCCUGAUUUCGCAGUCUGAGUGGAGCACCCUCAGCAGUCUCACUCGUCCCCAACGGUGCUUGUGGUAAAACGUCCUCGUACGUGCCUGGUUUCCUUCCCUGAGGGGAAACGUCAGACAUUGCUGAUUGCAUCCAUCGCAUACACCAUGGCACUAAGCGGUCUCUCGCUGAUCUCUCCAGCGGAAGCUGCGUCGUCUUUUCGUCACGUAACUUAUCCUGCUAAGUCGCUCCCCACGUGCCGGGAACCAUGUCCAUCCCUCACGCGUUUCACCGCUUUGUCCGGACGACUGCCGACGACGACUGCACGCCGCCGUAGUCGCGUCGCCGAGGUCGUUGCAUGUCGCACACGGUCGUCGCACGACAGCACUCGCUCGCUAGCAGCCUGUCGCCAGCUGCCCCGCGACUGCCGACUCCCUGCAGUGUGGGGAGAGGCGGGGAUGCGGAACGCGGGCGCGCGGAAGCGGAACCAGCGGAAGGCGGGCGAGCGCGGGCGCGUUAGAGCAGGAAGCGGGGAGUGGGCCACAGAGGCGGAAAAGGCGGACUGGGAAAAGCGGCAGCGUGAGAGUGGAGGAGGCGGAGGAGGCGGAGGCAACGUGGGCGGCGAGUGGCGGUGGACGUUGAAUUGGAGCCGCAUAGCGCCCGGUGUCAUGGUCGGCUCCUGCCCCCGCAGCCCCUCAGACAUCGAUCGCAUAGUGGAUGAGAGUGGAGCAACAGCCGUGGUCAACCUGCAGUCAGACCUCUGCUUCGAUGCUCUGCAGAUCCCCUUUGCUGCUAUCCGCGAGCAGGCCGUGCAGCGGGGCUUGCGGCUGGAGAGAGUACCAAUUCGGGACUUUGACCACGGCGACCAGGCGUUCAUGCUGCCAGUGGCGGUGCGCAUGGUGAAUCUGCUCAUAGCGGAGGGGUGUGACGUCUACAUUCACUGCACCGCUGGCAUCAACCGCGCCACGCUCACAGCACUAGGCUACCUCACCUUCGUCAAGGGAAUGGAUCUUGACUCUGCACUCUCGCGCAUCCGCCAGGCUCGUCCAAUCGCCCACCCCUACCUAGAUUGCUGGCACUCCGUGCGAGGCCGCCUCCUUGCGGGGCGGGAGGAGGAGCAGAUGGCACUAGCCACGGAGAUAUACGAGGAACGGAGUAGGUCGGGAGGGGGAGGCAAUGCGUCCGCGGAUUGGCAACAGGCACAGGCGCGCGCGAUCAAGAGAACGUUUGACCGAUACUUGCAAGUGGAUCAGGGAUUCAUCAGGAGCCACAAGGACGUGAUCCAGCACGCCCAGAACCAGCAGCGCGCCAAGCAGACCCAGAAGCGUCUAGCCGAGCUGGCAGCUCGGGCGUCGCGUGGGUCGUCCCUGGAGCAGGAGGAGCAGCGGCUGGCAGCGCUGCAGGCGCAGGUGCGAGCGCAGGCGCAGACGGUGAAGCGCACGCGGUGGGAGGCGCUGCGCCUGCAGCUAGAGGCGCAGCAGGUGGAAGGGCAGGCGCUGCUGCUGCAGCGCGUGAGACCCGUGGAAGAGGGUGCGGCCGUGGAGACUUAGCUGGGUGUAGCUGGCGUUGAUUGGUAGAGCUGGGCUGGUAGAGAUAUAGAGAGAAGCAUUCCUUAGGGACUGCGCUGUUUGUCUUUUAUGUGAGUGGCAGUUCCAGGGACAGGUGUGAAAUACUAAUUUUGUAGCUUUCUUUUAUUUAUAUCACAUACAAUAGCAGA